AUGGAUACUUACGGCGACCGACGCGACCGAGACUUUAACGAUGGUCCCUUCAAUGAGGGUGAUCAGGGCUUCAAUGACCAAGGCUUCCAGGAGACAACUGUCCAAGACCAGAGCUUUCAGGAGCAAAGCUUUCAAGGACAACAAGGAGGUUACGGAGCCGACUUUGGUAACACCGACCAACAGGGCGAUUACAACGCAUACGGGACUGGCCCUCAGGGUGGUGAUGUAGGCUACGACCAAGACAAUAUAGGAUACCAGGGUGGCGGAAAGCCAUCAAUCGGUCAAAAGAUUAAGGGCGAACUGGAAGAAGUAGCUGGUAAGCUCACCCGGAAUCCUGGGAAGGUAGAGCGCGGUAAGGAAGAAAAGGCCGGCUGGUGA
Messenger RNA from Fibroporia radiculosa, 378 nucleotides. RefSeq lists its product as uncharacterized. Bases 1 to 378 code for a protein of 125 amino acids. The transcript is spliced from 4 exons. NCBI's taxonomy places the organism in Eukaryota, Fungi, Basidiomycota, Agaricomycetes, Polyporales, Fibroporiaceae. The record is from RefSeq and is a predicted model, not a curated record.